AUGGCCGAACGGGUAACCAGAAACAGAGAGUCUGACCCGGGAGACCUCGACCGAGACCUCGACCUUGCCACUGGUAUCGGUGUGGUCAUCAAUAUUGGCCACGGAUGCGACCACCUCACAACAAGCAACAGCGUGUCUGGGUCACAUACUCGAAAUUUCCACAUCAUGGAUGGUGGAAGCAAUAAUCACAUGGGCAAUGACUCCCAUAACGACUCGAUGGCCAUCUCCGGCACGAUUGAUGGGCCCAACUUGACUCCUCACAUGAGAAACCCCAGCGAGGUUCGGGCGAGGUCGGUGCCAGUGGCACCCAGGCCGCCCCCGGACCAGACCACAAGCGACUCACCGAGUCUACUCGAUCCGCCUUCAACCUUUCGUCUCAGGCCGCCCUACCAAGCAUCGACCGGACGGCCCCGCUCUGAAAGCAUACUGUCCCCUCCACACCUGCAAGAGCCUGAAAUUCCCAAAUCACGAAGAAAUUCGCUCUCUGUGUUAGCAAAGACCGAGGCCAGGCCUGCCAACUUCCCCCCACAAAACGCAGGACAGUGGCCUCAUACGGCCAUGUUUCCAGGCCACACCGUCUUAAACCUUGCCCACCCCCCAUAUAUCGACAAGCCACCGCACCAGGAUGUCGCAAUCCGGCACAUCCACUGCGAACCGGAAGCAUCACUGCAGAUGGACUGGAUCGACAACCAGCUCGUCGGACGGGUCAUCGAGCUGUCGGUAGAGGACACCCACCUCCACCGCCGUACCAUGGUCGCCAUGGCCAUCUCCACAGGAGUCAGGUUCCUCCAGUGUUUGGAUAUCUGCCGCCACCCCGAGAUGCUCAGAAACAGCGCGGGGUUCUACGAGACGCAUGUCGCCGUCGUCGAGAAGAGUGGGGCCGAGGGUCUGCUCAUCCCCGGCGACGCGGCUGUUGUCAUAGACCGGCCGGAGAUGUACGCCUUGAGGAGACACUGUUUAAGCAUAGCUGGGAGUGACCCAAGCUUGCGAGCGGCGCUCCCGGCUGCGGUUAAGUUCAAUACCGUAAAUCUGUAA
Diaporthe citri is the source of this 1035-nucleotide messenger RNA. RefSeq lists its product as uncharacterized. The transcript is spliced from 2 exons. Bases 1 to 1035 code for a protein of 344 amino acids. The record is from RefSeq and is a predicted model, not a curated record. Lineage: Eukaryota; Fungi; Ascomycota; Sordariomycetes; Diaporthales; Diaporthaceae.